Molecule: messenger RNA, 1523 nt
Organism: Fusarium verticillioides 7600
Lineage: Eukaryota; Fungi; Ascomycota; Sordariomycetes; Hypocreales; Nectriaceae
Exons: 1
Coding region: 1-1401 (466 amino acids)
Source: RefSeq, a predicted model, not a curated record
AUGGCUUUGGAGCACCGGUUCACUAAACUUUCCUUGCAUGAGCAGGGGAAGGAUAUGGUCUCAGGUUCAUCGCGCCCUAAGAAUCCGAAUGGCCUGCCAUACGAACUCGCUGUCAAACCAGAGGAUGUUCCAAUAAUCCCCGACCCUGGCAUCUUCAAAUUUACGACACCGAUAAGUGUCGACCAUGAGCCCUCAAGAAGACGGAUGACUCUGGACUUGGCUUUGCCUACUCUGUCGGAGUGCGCUGCUCACCUCGAAUUCCUGGAGACGCUCUUCAUUUUGAGGCAGAAGAUUCUUGUUUCGACUGAAUUGGAUGAAGCGAUGCAGAUUAAACCUAUCAGAGAGACCAAGACUGGGUAUCAGGGAGAUGAGAAGACGCUCAAGGAUGACAAGCUUUGGGAACGAAGACAGGCGAAGUGGCCCAGAUUUGUUGAGCUUGCUACUGUUCGCUUUCUUGCGUGGCGAGAUCAUUUCAACAAGUCUUCGGCAAGAGAAAUUACACGAGAUAAUCUCCCGCCUCUUGAUGUUCUCAUGAUCUGGCAUUCAUUCCUUCUCAAUCCUCGUCUAUUCUUCAAUACCUGUUCCAGAGAACCGCUCUUCUCAGUCAAGUUUCCCUGGAAGCACAUUCACCACGCCAUCGAUAAUACAGAGUGGACUUUCACCCUGCCACCAGCAGCCGCAGCGAACUACGAAGAAGCAUCGGGCUUCGGGCCGAAUCUCUUCAACGAUAUUAUCUCAUGGAAAGGCCUCUCAUCCUUGUCGCUUGUUCACAUGUCGCAGGAGGGGUUUGGGGUCCGUGGCUAUAGGCCUAUGACAGACGAAAGUCCGUGCAAGGAAUACUCACAGCUCUUUCGAAAGUGUGACCCGGAAUUCGGGAAACAGCUGAGAGAUGCUGUUAUUCGUCAGGCUUCGUUUGUCGAUAAGAUGAAUUCGUUCAUGUGGAUAAGAUCUCCUGCUCUCCAUGGGACGAUUAGACGAGCUAUUUCGCGGUAUAAGAACUUCUGCAAGCUUCUCAAGAUGUCCAAAACCACUGUUGUGCCAACAUUGGAUAUCGAUCUGGUCUGGCAUACCCAUCAGUGUACGGCCAAGCAUUAUGGACAGGCGAUGAAGGUUUUGACAGGCAAGUUCAUCAAUCAUGACGAUACCAUUGAGAAACCACAGUUAGGUGAUGGCUUUGGAGAGACGAGAAGAUUGUAUCGGGUGUACUUUGGACAAGAGUAUCGUUCUUGUGGGUGCUGGGACUGUCAGGCUCUUUUGACGGAACUUGAAAGGGCUAUUGAGGAGGGUCAGGAUGUGGAUAUGGAUAAGAUCACGGCGAAGGUCAAGGAGGAUGUGUUCUAUUAUAGGGCUGUGGAGUGGUCGAGGAGACACAAAACGAGCUUGCCAAUGCGGCGGGCUUGAUAGGGGACCAAUUGGAGUAUCGUAUCUUCUAGUAUCUUCGGUACAGGUAUACAGUUCCUCUGAAGUCAUGUGACUAAGCGAAGCAAAGAGGGUCAUUAGAAAUUAAACCUUUCAUAUUGAGA